AUGAGGCGUGCCAUGUUUCCCGUAGCGCUCGCGGGCCUCGCCGCAGCGGCCCCCUCACCGGGCCUCCCGCUGGCGAUCAACACAUGGGGCGGUCCGUUCGUCGCCGCCACCGACGCAGCCUACGCAUCCCUCCUCCAAGGCGGCGCGGCCCUCGACGCCGUCGAAACAGGGUGCUCCGUCUGCGAGGCGAACCAGUGCGACGGCUCCGUCGGCUACGGCGGGUCGCCAGACGAAGCGUGCGAGACGACGCUCGACGCCAUGAUCAUGGACGGCGUCACCAUGAAAGCCGGCGCCGUGGCCGGGCUGCGCCGCAUCAAGAACGCCGUGGGCGUCGCGCGCGUCGUCCCUGAGCAGCACACGUAA
Molecule: messenger RNA, 363 nt
Organism: Verticillium dahliae VdLs.17
Lineage: Eukaryota; Fungi; Ascomycota; Sordariomycetes; Glomerellales; Plectosphaerellaceae
Product: N(4)-(beta-N-acetylglucosaminyl)-L-asparaginase
Exons: 1
Coding region: 1-363 (120 amino acids)
Biological process (GO): protein deglycosylation
Cellular component (GO): lysosome
Molecular function (GO): N4-(beta-N-acetylglucosaminyl)-L-asparaginase activity
Source: RefSeq, a predicted model, not a curated record